Cyclocybe aegerita is the source of this 2343-nucleotide messenger RNA. The record is from the annotation of a GenBank genome assembly. NCBI's taxonomy places the organism in Eukaryota, Fungi, Basidiomycota, Agaricomycetes, Agaricales, Hemipholiotaceae.
AUGAAGUUCAACGACGGAUUCUGGCGCCUGAAGCACGGUGUCAAGGCAUAUUAUGGCCUCCAGGUAGUUCAGGUCAAGGCUAUCGACACAGGAUAUGACCUGCAAGUGGCAACUCGCCCCAUACAAAGUAGAGGCGAUACUCUUGGAGGUCCUCUUCUGAGUGUUCGAGUGCAUUCGCCAACUCAGGGAGUAAUUGGCGUCAACAUCGAUCACGUCGUCAGCGAACAACCAAAGACGAACAUAGGGCUUUUCCCCGACGACGGACCAGUGCCUGAUGUUACUCUGUCGAAGGAGGACAAAACGCACACUUUGAAGACCGGCGAUCUUACUGCCAAAAUUACGGAGAAUCCAUACACGAUAACUUUCAAGUCACCGAAACAAGUCUUGACUGAGGCAGGCUACAAAUAUCAGGCACUAUACGAGGUUCCUUCAAAAUGGACAACUUUGAGCGCCUCUCAGAGCUCCUCCCUUACUACUGACCCUCUUUCGAAUCCGAAUCCGACUCCGUUACCACCGAUAAUCUAUUACAUCAACUCGGAACUGAAAACUUCGCCUGGAGAAUUGAUCUACGGCCUCGGAGAACAAUUUGGGCCUUUCGUGAAAAAUGGCCAAGCGGUUAGGAUAUGGAACCAAGAUGGCGGGACCUCGAGCGACCAGGCGUAUAAAUGUGUUCCGUUCUAUAUCACCAACCGCGGCUACGGUGUCUUUAUUAAUCACCCAGGAGAGGUGGAAGUCGAAGUUAAUUCAGAGAAGGUCAGCCGAGUCGGAGUGUCUGUCGCGGAUUUUUCGUUGGAGUAUUUCUUGAUCUACGGGGAAACGCCAUUGGAGAUUCUGCAAAGAUACACCAGGAUGACUGGUCGACCCGCACUUUUGCCAAGUUGGACCUAUGGCCUUUGGUUGUCAACUUCAUUCUUAACCGAUUAUUCUACGGAAACCGUGUCAAGUUUCUUGCAAGGCAUGCAAGAGCGUAACUGUCCUGUGCGCGUCUUCCAUAUAGAUUGUUUCUGGAUGAAGCAAUACGAAUGGUGCUCCUUCACAUUCGACCCAGACAACUUCCCUGACCCAAAGGCUUACCUGGCUGAAAUCAAAGAGAAGUAUGGUGUCAAGAUAUGCUUAUGGAUCAACCCCUAUAUCUCCCAAUUGUCGCCGAUCUUCAAGGAAGGUGUAGAGGGCGGCUACUUCAUCAAGCGGACAAACUGUACCGUCUGGCAAUGGGAUUUAUGGCAACCUGGGCUUGCCGUCGUGGAUGUCACGAACCCAGACGCAAGGAAAUGGUACACGGAUAAACUGUCAGCUCUUAUUGACCUCGGAGUCGACGCAUUCAAGACGGAUUUCGGAGAGCGCAUCCCUCACGCCAACGUUGUCUUCCACGACGGUUCCGAGCCCAUACGCUUCCACAACACUUACUCCGUCGUCUACAAUGAGCUGGUGUUCAACCUCCUCAAAGAGCGCUUUGGCGAGGGUGAAGCCGUUGUCUUCGCCCGUUCGGCGACCGUUGGAGGCCAGAGAUUCCCAGUACAUUGGGGAGGUGACUGCGAGUCGACGUGGGAGGCGAUGGCUGAAGCCAUGCGCGGUGCCCUAUCUUUGACUUUAUCGGGCUUCGGGUAUGCGUCGCAUGAUAUCGGCGGCUUUGAGGGCCUCCCACCCCCGGAGAUCUACCAGCGCUGGGUCGCCUUUGGUCUGUUCUCAUCGCACUCGCGGCUGCACGGGUCCUCGUCCUACCGCGUUCCCUGGAUCUACGGGGAAGACGCCGCGAAGAGCAUGUCCAAGUUCUUGGAGGCGAAACACCAGUUGAUGCCAUACAUUUACAAUCUGUCAAUUGAAGCGAAUUCGAAAGGCCACCCGUUGAUGCGAGCGAUGUUCCUCGAGUUCCCUGAUGAUCGAACUACGCAUUAUCUCGAUAGACAGUUUAUGUUGGGCCCAAACCUCCUCGUCGCCCCUGUCUUCGUCCCACUCAAGGAAGAGACGGAAUAUUACCUUCCCGCGGGGCGCUGGACGAGCUUCUUCCACCCCGAGCGCACGAUCGACGGACCCAAGUGGGUGCGCGAGGUCGUCCCGCUCGACGAGGUCCCGCUCUGGGUGCGCCCUGGCUCCGUCCUCGUCCUCGGCCCCCCAGGCAUCGGUCGGCCGGACUAUGAUUAUACCAAGGACCUGGAGGUAAGGGUGUAUGAGUUGGAGGAAGGUGGUGUUGUGAAGGUGGAUGUACCAGCUGGAAAGGGAAAGGUGAUGGCAGGGAAGGUGGUUGCUGAGAGGAAGACGGGGGAGGAAGGUGUGCAGGUGAAGAACGAGGGGGUUGAGGUGAAGAGUGUGUGGUAUUCUGGUCAGGCGCCGGGGUCCAUCUAG